Closterium sp. Yama58-4 is the source of this 2181-nucleotide messenger RNA. Lineage: Eukaryota; Viridiplantae; Streptophyta; Zygnematophyceae; Desmidiales; Closteriaceae. The record is from the annotation of a GenBank genome assembly.
AUGAUGGUAACCCUACCUCCUCCUCAUGACCACGUGGUAAUAACCAUUCGUGUGAAUCCACGUGGCGAGGAGAAUGAGGACAGCAGCAAGACAGCAUCAGCAACCGAAGCACCACCAGGCGAAACGUCUACCAAAACCAGGAGACGAACGGCUGAUAUUGAAGCAUCCUGGCAAUGGACGGCCCUACUUCACACUCGUGCCAUCAUGCCUCUAUUCAGGAAUGAGGUGCUGUGUGUGCAUGCAAAGGUGCAGCAGUGGGCGGUGGGGCGCAUGGGGGAGGGGAAGAAGGCGGCAGCAGCGAGGCACAGAGCACAGGGAGCAGAGGAGGAGUACCAGCGCCUGAGAGAGUGCUGUCGACUCCUGGGGGACCUAGUAAGCGGCACCGGCAUGCACGCAUGUCUGCAGCGAAUGGCAGAUUCGCACAGGAGGAGGCGCUUUCUGCUGGGCUAUGAGGGCAGGUGCUUGCUGCUGAGGCUGGCGGACAAGCCAUCUUUGCUGCUGCCCAUGCUGCUUUUGCUGCUGGCUGUUCUCGUUCUGCUGCGAGCUGAGGUGCACUGGCCCAUUCUGCACACCUCCUGCCUCGCCCAGACCGCCUCCGUCACGAGACCAGAAGCAGACUCGGUGGCAAUGCUUAUCGACACCAUCAUGCCAGUGGAGCAUGCUGACGCUGCGGUUGAUGCUGCGGUUGAUGCUGCCAUCAACUACAUGAAGCAGCUCGGCUUCGUGAAUGACAAGGAGUACGCGGAGGCGUUCGCCCGAGGGAUGUUCAAGCAGCUGGCAUGGGGUCCAGCUCGCCUCGGAAUGCCAUCUCUGCAUCUUUCGUGCAUGGAUCAGAGCAAAACAGGGAGGAGAAUCUUCGAAGAGUCUUUAAACGAAUACCUCUACAAAACGGGGGUUAGGAGCAUGCUGGAGAGAAUAUCAAAGGACAAUCUCGUUCUUCUGCUCCUGGAUGCGAUCGUGGUACCGGGCGCCCUUAUACCCUUUAUCGCACGCGCAACCCCAAUGGGCAACACGGCGGAGCAGCAGGCGGCGUUUGCGGCGUUCGACUUCGCGGGGAGCGCGGCGUGGCGGGACUAUUUCAACAACCUCACAAUUCCGCCCGAUCGAGCCAACGACCCCGCCGUCCUCCGCCGCUACAGACAAAAGUUCUUCCGCCAGUGCGUCGACCCCGACUUCCAAGUGGAUCCCCUGCAGCCCGCCGCUUCCCCCGCCUCCGCCAUUCCCCCCGCCUCGUCCGCCUAUGCCGCGCCCUCCUCCGCAUCCACUGCGCCACGACCCUCAGCCGCGGGCCGAGCCUCAGCAGCAGGCACGGCGGCCAGUGGGGCCACAGGGGGAACUGGCAGCAGCAGCAGAACCGGCGGUACCACCGGCGGAAACGCGGGGGGUAACGCGCGCAUGGGUCUGCAGACGUACACGUUCGUGGCGCACGCGUGGGUGGUAACGAUGGCGCUGGUCGCGCUCUUCCCCCUGUGCCCGCGCGCGCUGCUCGUGCGCGCGUUCCGCCUCGCCCUCUUCGGCGGGCUCGUCGCGUCCGCCCUCUCCAUCCUGCAGCGCCACGGCCCCCCCGCCGCGCUCUCCCUCCCCGCGCUCAAAUCCUGGCUGCAAACCCUCCUAACCGGACCCCACCUCCUCACACUCAUGCACUGCUCCGUCUUCCUCCCGUCUCCGCACCCCAUCGCGCUCGCCCUUCUCCCCCUCGCCGCGCGCUCCCUCCUCCCGCUCACCACGCACCUCCAACAGAACUUCAGCCAAGCAAGCCUCUACCGAUCAUACCUCGCAAAACCCUGCGAGUGGGUAGCCGCAAACCGGCAACAAGUAGAGCUCUUCACAGCAAACACAGAGGUCAUGCUAGGGCCGUUACUCGCCUUCUACCUGUUGACUCCGCAGCGCAGUUUCUUUCAGGUGUUUCUGUACUGGCAGCUGCUCAAGAUGCGGUUUCACGCGCCAGCAUCAGCGUGGUAUCACCGGCAGAUCUGGGGGCAUUUGGAGACCACUGUGCUGCCGCACGUGCAGCGGUAUGUGCCGGUGCUGAUGACGCCCAUCGGUUAUGUGCAGCGGUGGUUCCAGAAUCUGGGGGCAUCUGGAGACGAUUGUGCUGCCGCACGUGCAGCGGUAUGUGCCGGUGCUGCUGACGCCCAUUGGGUAUGUGCAGCGGUGAUUUCAGAGUAUGGGCAGGGUUGA